Glossina fuscipes is the source of this 1398-nucleotide messenger RNA. RefSeq lists its product as uncharacterized. The transcript has 5 exons. Lineage: Eukaryota; Metazoa; Arthropoda; Insecta; Diptera; Glossinidae. Gene Ontology annotation, molecular function: protein binding. The record is from RefSeq and is a predicted model, not a curated record. Bases 1 to 1398 code for a protein of 465 amino acids.
AUGCGUCUUAUACUUAAAGCAGCGGACGAAAAAUUCGUUAAGCUAGAAGAAAAGCCAAAAUUUAUACAUCCCUUGUCCAAUUGUAAAUAUCGAGUGAAUUGGAGCACAAGCGGUAAAGUAUAUUUCGAUAAGAAGGACGUACCUAUAAUCUUGAAGUGUUCGCCCGAUACUUUACUCAAUUUAUGCACAUACGUAGUAGAUGCCAUCCCAAUGGUAAGUGUGUAUGAGUGGACUAUUGAAGAUAUAUGCCGUUGGCUAAGAAAUCUUGGUUAUCGACAAUAUCAGAAUACUUUUCGGGAUAAUCUUAUCAAUGGUCGCACUCUUUUACUGCUAGAUGCGUCAGCUUUAUCGGCGAUAAAUAUUAAAGAUUUUGAUCAUAUACGCGACAUAGCUGGUAAAAUACGAGGCUUAUUCAUAUACGAAAUGACGAAAUUUGGUCGUAGGAUUAGCUUGCCGCCCGAAUAUCUCCUCGAAUUAUAUAAACUAUUUCGUGUACGAACUGGAGUAAAAUAUGAUCGAGUACGACCUGUCGAUUUUUGGCGCCAUUUGCAAAUCGUACGAGAGAAAACACCCUAUCAUUCACACUGGGAAUUGCUGGAACGUUGGCUUUCAAGAGAGAAAUUACCAAAGUUCGGCGAACGUUUUGAAAACGCACCUCGUCGUAAUUUAUAUAAAUGCAAUGUUAAAACUCCAAGUCCCAUCAAAAUGCGGACAUCUGUUCGAGACCGUUCAUAUGCCGAGAAUGUGAAUGAAUGUGAAUUUCGUUUACCAAGUCGCUUGCAAUGCCUGCCCCAUUUGUCGCGUACAGAUCAAGAGAUUGUACUUGAUUGUAAGGAUUGUUUGCCGCCGUGCACUUGCCGCUGGUCCUAUAAAAAAUAUUACACCAAUACCGUACUGACUUGUCUACAAAAAAAUUUCCCGCAUAAAUAUGGCUUGACAUAUAUAUCGGAAAAUAACCAAAAAUAUGGUGGUUUAAAUAAACGUAAACAAAGUUUAAAAUAUUUAAAUUUAUUCAAAUAUGUCGGGACGGCGCGUACGCCAUUCCCGGCUAUCAAAAAUUACACGCACGAGUUAUUCGCAUUAGGAAUAAUCGCGGAGGUCAACUCAACCGAUAGUGCAAUGGCCAAGCCUCACUCCGGGGGAACCGCCUUCGUGAUCACGGUAACCCCUACGCCAGUAUAUGUCGGGACGGCGCGUACGCCAUUCCCGGCUAUCAAAAAUUACACGCACGAGUUAUUCGCAUUAGGAAUAAUCGCGGAGGUCAACUCAACCGUUAGUGCAAUGGCCAAGCCUCACUCCGGGGGAACCGCCUUCGUGAUCACGGUAACCCCUACGCCAGCUGACUUAUACGCUGAAGUUGUUGGUAUUGUUGCCAGCGGUAGCAUAAAACUUACGUAA